Molecule: messenger RNA, 944 nt
Organism: Aspergillus steynii IBT 23096
Lineage: Eukaryota; Fungi; Ascomycota; Eurotiomycetes; Eurotiales; Aspergillaceae
Product: adenylyl-sulfate kinase
Exons: 2
Coding region: 224-856 (210 amino acids)
Biological process (GO): sulfate assimilation
Molecular function (GO): adenylylsulfate kinase activity; ATP binding
Source: RefSeq, a predicted model, not a curated record
UAUACUCCGGAAUAAAUACCGCCGCCCCCUGGCUGAGACGUAGCGCCAGCAGCACUGACGAAGUACACGCACGCAAUCCCCGCGAUCAGCGCCCCGCUCGUCAACCUGUGACAGGCCCGCCACGCACUUCUUUCUUCCUUUUUCUUGCCUUCCUCCCUCUCUCUUCCUUCACAUCUACCAAUUCCUCCAAUUCAAUUGUCUUGGAAGAAACAAUCCUGUCAAGAUGGCUACCAACAUCACCUUCCACGCGCCCGCCCUCACGCGCGCCGAGCGCAGCAACCUCCGCAACCAGCGCGGCCUCACAAUCUGGCUGACCGGACUCUCCGCGUCCGGCAAGUCGACUCUCGCCGUGGAGCUGGAGCGCCAGCUGCUCGCCGAGCGGGGCGUGCACGCCUACCGUCUGGACGGCGACAACGUGCGGUUCGGCCUGAACAAGGACCUCGGCUUCAGCGAGAAGGACCGCAACGAGAACAUCCGCCGCAUCGCGGAGGUCGCCAAGCUCUUCGCCGACAGCGCCUCCAUCGCCAUCACCUCCUUCAUCUCGCCCUACCGGAUCGACCGUGACACUGCGCGCUCGCUGCACGAGGUCCCCACGCCCGGUGAGGAGACGGGUCUCCCCUUCGUCGAGGUGUAUGUGGAUGUUCCCGUCGAGGUGGCGGAGCAGCGGGAUCCCAAGGGAUUGUAUAAGAAGGCCAGGGAGGGCGUGAUUAAGGAGUUUACGGGAAUCAGUGCCCCGUAUGAGGAGCCGUUGAAGCCUGAGGUGCAUAUUAAGAACGUCGAUUUGCCGAUUAAGGAGGCUGUCGGGCAGAUUGUGAAGUAUUUGGAUGAGCAGGGUUAUUUGCCUAAGAAGGAGUAGAUUUUUGCUUCUAUGCUGUGGUGUGAAAGAGGAUAGAUAGAUUUGCUGUUAUGAUUCUUUUCUCGCUGAUAUCCCUGUGUUCCUUCUG